Molecule: messenger RNA, 1575 nt
Organism: Cyphellophora attinorum
Lineage: Eukaryota; Fungi; Ascomycota; Eurotiomycetes; Chaetothyriales; Cyphellophoraceae
Exons: 3
Coding region: 1-1575 (524 amino acids)
Source: RefSeq, a predicted model, not a curated record
AUGGAGCAGCAGUACCCUCGCAUCGAAGUGCUUGGUGAUGGCCCGGACGCAACGCUGCAGAUUGAGUUCAGCCCGGGAGAAGACCGAAAACAAUGGAAGUUGAGCAAGCUCCAACGAAUCUGUCGUCUACCGCUCUGCCUGAUCGACAACGCUACCAAAACGCCAAAUGCCCUAACCCAGGAAGAGCGCAAGGAGGUAUGGCGUCUUGUGAAUUGGGCAUUCAGGCUUAGGCAUCUGUAUGUACUUGCUUCGAGCCAUGCGCGUUGGCAGCUGGAGAAUCAGAUUGUCGAUGUCGUGCUGUCAAAGAUCAAUCUGGUCGGGUCCAUUGAAUACCAAAAGAGUCUGAGGUUUGAGAACUUGGAGAAGUUGAUCGAUGGAACGAUGACCAAAGCUAUGGCGAUCAUACUCAACGCAUUCAGGGUCGAAGGAUUCGUCGUGCAAAAUCCCGAGCUCGACGAUAUCAUCUCGAAGUACUUGGGAUUUUCUGCUUGGGAUAGUCCGUCUCUAUUCACAACACAAGGACAGGGGCUUCGAGAGCUCUAUUUGUCCAGAUUCCGUCCUGAGGUACCCGACGACCAGAAGGUAGCGCUGUCCACCAACCUCAAUCUCUCGCGCUGGAUCAAGACCGAGCCUACCACGAGAGGCGAUAUCCCGUCCAGCAUACGGCUGGCCGCCACCAUGCAUGAAGCGAUGACAGCAGCUGAGUGCUGUGAUCGAUUUGGAGCUCCAGGGACCGUUGUGGACUUGGAUGUUUCGUCAUACGAGAGUAGACUCGCACAGUCUGGACAUCAAGUGGCUUUCCAUCUGUGCUUGAGGUUCAGUGAUGCAGUCACCCGAAGAAUGGUGGCGUACGCACAGCAAAAAGACCAACAUUUAGCUCGUCACAAUGUCAACCAGGCGACGCCAACCGAAGAACAGAUGAGACGCGCUCAAGGCAGGCUCACUGUUCUGGAAAUUGAGUCCAAGAUCUACAACAAGCACAAAAUGGUUAGAGCAAGCGCUCGAGCUCGACAAGUAGCUGGCACUGUCAAUCGAGUCGUGCCCACCGCGGGAACUAUACACGGAGUUGGUGCAGCGACAGCUCAACAGCUGGUCGGCCAGCAUCACCAUGUUCAACCAGUUCUUGCUCGCACUCGUCAUCCACUCCCAGUGUACUAUGGAGGAUCUGCAAUACAAGCUCAAGCAAACCGUGUGCCUCCUCCACUCGUGCAGGGUCAUACUCGAGUUGAAGGCGUCUCGACCGGUCAGCACCGCAACACAGUCUUGCCUGCAGCGCGUAAUUCGUCCCAAGUCAUCGUGGUCGACGAUGAUGACGACGGUGGUACCGGCCCCGCAGCAAGCAUCGACCAGUCUGGUGAGGCUGCAUCGACCGGACCCGUGGGUCGAGCCAAUGCCCGUGGUGGGGCGAACCAGGCCGAGGAAGCCACCGUCAAUCAGCAAGAACAGGUGGAGGCUUCCGGCACGGCUGUGGCGAACGCGACCAAUGAGGACUUGAACGACGAAGAGCUGCGCCAGCCAAACCGUGGUCUGAAACGUCGACACAGUCAAAGCGCAUCCGAGCGUGGGGAAGAUUGA